Pocillopora damicornis (cauliflower coral) is the source of this 871-nucleotide messenger RNA. RefSeq names its product P2X purinoceptor 7. Lineage: Eukaryota; Metazoa; Cnidaria; Anthozoa; Scleractinia; Pocilloporidae. The record is from RefSeq and is a predicted model, not a curated record.
GGAGAACUGAAGCCAAAAAUUGAGUUAAUUUCUUUCGAUAGCCAAAGUGACGAAAUUAUCGAUUUCAGGCGUUAUUUGUGCUAAAUGUGUCUUACCUUGGAGAAAUAUAUCUUUAAAGUUCGUAUUUUCGCGCUGUUUCGGCUUUCAAACCGUGGGCACCAAUUUUAAAUCAGCGGUCUUCCAAAUGAGCCUGUGACGUAUGUUAUGGGGAUCACUUGAGGACGUGUUAUCGUUCGGCUAAAUUUUAAUACAAAUUGCUUGUUCGUCGACCCUUCGUCAUGAGCGGAAUAGAACCAUUUCAGUUCGAACCAGUAUAUCAGCCUGGAGAAGAACCUCCUCAGGAAGAGAGUGUAGAACAGGAGGUAGAAGCCCACGAAGAAGACACUACUUCGAGGAUGGGAAACACCGAAUGGUGUUUGUGCGGCGCUUGUGCGCUUAUGCCGGUGGCAAAUGAAUGUUACUGCCGCCAAGAACUAGAGGAGCUUAAUCAAAAGUUCGACAAUUCAGUUGUUAGAUGUAUAACAGAACAUCCGAAAUUUGGCAUUGUAUGCUUGGACAAGGAUGUUUUAAGCACGGCAUUGGUUGCAAUCCACAAUGCGCGGCUCAAUCCAAUUCCCGACCCUAUCGUCAAAAGGUAAACUGUCUUUUUCUUUCUUAUUUUGUACGCGUAAUUAAGUCAAUCGCUUUUGUGACUUUAUAUCCUCUUGUUCUCUAGAACUUGGCGUUUGGCAACCUACAGACAAUUUACUUGGUGGGCACAUGGGGUAUUAGGAAAAAACCGGCGUAGAAUCGUGCCAGCAUGCGUCGUCACGGCCAUACGUAAAACAUUUCCUGAAGAGAGUGGUAAUUACGUGGGGUUUCGAGAAGCAGA